This is a messenger RNA of Clarias gariepinus (North African catfish), 2140 nucleotides long. RefSeq names its product abhydrolase domain containing 13 (gene abhd13). The coding region runs from base 186 to 1199 and encodes 337 amino acids. Gene Ontology annotation, cellular component: membrane. The record is from RefSeq and is a predicted model, not a curated record. The transcript is spliced from 2 exons. Gene Ontology annotation, molecular function: palmitoyl-(protein) hydrolase activity. Lineage: Eukaryota; Metazoa; Chordata; Actinopteri; Siluriformes; Clariidae.
CACGCUGAAAAAGCGGUCUGACUGGUGUGCUAAGCCGUAGCCGAGCCCGUGUGGAAUGGACAGACGUGUGCAUUUAGCACACAGAAGAACCCGUUUUCUUUAUUGUUUGAAGAUGUGCCUUUGAAGAGUGAAACAUAUAUUCCCUGUAAAGUGUGAUUGGAGCGUCUUCUAUCAGACGGCUUGUCAUGGAGAAGUCAUGGAGGUUUUGGGGGAUCCUGGAGCGAUGCCUGCUCACUGUCGGGUCCUGGACUUGGGGAGUUUGUCGCAUCUCACUGCUGCCUCUUAUCCUUACCUUCCAUCUCUAUGGAGGCAUCUUGCUGCUGGGACUCAUCCUGGCCUCUGUGGCUGGGAUACUGUACAAGUUUCAGGAUGUGCUACUGUACUUCCCUGACCAGCCUUCCUCCUCACGCCUUUAUGUUCCCAUGCCUACUGGAAUUCCAAAUGAGAACGUCUAUAUACGCACUAAAGAUGGUGUGCGGCUCAACCUAAUUUUGUUGCGUUACACAGGUGAAAAUCCUGCUCUAGUGCCCACCAUCUUGUAUUUUCAUGGCAAUGCAGGGAACAUCGGACAUCGUGUGCCCAACGCGCUGCUCAUGCUUGUUAACCUUAAAGCUAACGUGAUUCUGGUAGACUACAGAGGUUAUGGAAAGAGUGAUGGUGAGCCGAGUGAAGAGGGUCUCUAUCAGGAUGCUGAGGCCACACUGGACUAUGUAAUGUCUCGGCCCGACAUUGACAAAACUAAAAUCAUAUUGUUUGGCCGCUCUCUUGGGGGGGCUGUGGCUAUCAGGUUGGCCUCAGUCAACCCACAUCGCGUGGCAGCUAUAAUGGUGGAGAACACGUUCUUGAGCAUCCCACACAUGGCAUCCACGCUCUUUUCCUUCUUCCCUAUGCGCUACCUGCCCCUUUGGUGCUAUAAGAACAAAUUUUUAUCUUACAGAUAUGUGGCGCUGUGCCGCAUGCCCUCGCUUUUUAUUUCUGGCUUGUCAGAUCAACUUAUCCCACCUGUCAUGAUGAAGCAGCUAUACGAGCUGUCGCCUGCGCGGACUAAGCGCCUCGCCAUCUUCCCUGAGGGAACACACAACGAUACCUGGCAGUGCCAGGGUUACUUCGCUGCUCUUGAGCAAUUUAUGAAAGAGCUGCUCAAGGGCCAUGCUCAAGAGGAGGCGUCCCAGGGCUCGGCAAGCGUCACCAUCAUCUAAGGACUGCUUCCACUACUACAAGUGUGGACCUGCUGUAAUAGAAUGUUCAUUUUUACGCUCCUUUCCCAUUUUGCCCAGCUCCAUUUCUAGCACUUAUUAUAUUAAGGACAUGUGUGUAUGUGUGUGUGGGGAGGUUGUGAUUGGAGGAGGACACAUUUUUACAUACCUUCAGAGCUUUCGGUUAAAAUAUGAAUGCAUGAACGAUAUGCUCAUAUAAUGCAAUGUCUUCUUAGUCUUCAUUUUCACACACUCAUUUGUACCGACUGUACAGGUGUUUUUAUACAAAGACUUUACCAUCCCAGGUAUACCAAAUGAUCAUUGACUGCACACCAUAUUGUAUAAUAAAGAUACUUGCCUAAUAAUGUCAGGCAAAGUGUUAAGUAUUUUUUUUUUUACUUGUUCCAGUUUUGAUGCAGUGUGACAUGAAUGUUUAAAAAAAAAAAAAUCUUAAGAGCUAACAUUUAAAGACCCGGCACUAGCCAGUGGCAGAGAUGUAUUUCUGUGCUUACAGGUGCAACCAGUGUUUUUUGUUUUUUUGUUUUUUUUCCUUUGAAGUCUCUGGGUUAAACAUCUUUCAUUCUGUUGUCUUUUAAAGGUAUUAUUAUUAUAAUUAUUAUUAUUUGGGCAAAUGGAAUUAGUGAAAUAAUUGAAACUAAAUGUGGACUCAGGAAAUUUUCUGAGAGAACCAUCACAGUUUGGGGCCUGGCAUUUUAGUGUCCGACCAGCAGAUGCUCAGAGCGUGUUGCAUACUCGCUUCAUCCAAAGGUGGUUGUGAAUCAUUGUGGCUGAUAGAAGGCUUCAAACAGUGUAAGGUGUAAAGAAUGUAGGGGUGUGAUAGUGUUGCAAGUACAUACCUUGUACAACCAUUGUAAAUAAGAUGUCUAAGAGCACAGGUCUUGUGCUGCUGUACUUGGUUUUAAUAAAGCCCUAUACUCUGGUGA